This is a messenger RNA of Penaeus monodon (black tiger shrimp), 747 nucleotides long. RefSeq names its product gamma-interferon-inducible lysosomal thiol reductase-like. The record is from RefSeq and is a predicted model, not a curated record. NCBI's taxonomy places the organism in Eukaryota, Metazoa, Arthropoda, Malacostraca, Decapoda, Penaeidae. The transcript is spliced from 5 exons. Bases 24 to 680 code for a protein of 218 amino acids. Gene Ontology annotation, molecular function: oxidoreductase activity, acting on a sulfur group of donors, disulfide as acceptor.
AGUGGGCUUUACAUCAAGACAGGAUGCGUACGUCUCUCCUUCUCCUCGCCUGUGUGGCCGCGACGCUGGCCCAGGACGCCCCGCCGGUCAAGAUCCACCUCUAUUACGAGUCCCUGUGUCCUUACAGCAUCGACUUCGUGAUCUCGCAGCUGUACCCGACGUGGACGAUCCUUAAGGAGAUAAUGGAGGUCGAGAUGUUCCCCUUCGGCAACGCGUCGUACCAACCCGAUGGCGACGGCUGGUCCUUCACCUGCCAACACGGCGCCGGCGAGUGCAAGGGCAACAUGAUCCACGCAUGCGCCAAGAACCACUUCAACGACAUCAACCUCGAGAUGGAGUUCGUAAACUGCCUCCUCUCGUCGACCUACCCGCCCAACGCCGGCGCCACGUGUGCCGCUCAGGUGAACGCCAACUGGGCGCCCCUCGAGCACUGCAUCAACUCCGUGGAGGGAGAGAACUUCCUUCACCAGGUGGCGCUGCAGCAGGAGCAACUCGACCCUUCCCUGUACUUCGUGCCCUGGAUCAUCGUUAAUGAUGUGUUCACCGAGGACCAGGUUGGAGAGUGCCAGACCAACCUGAAGAAGGUCGUCUGCGAGAAGUACACGGGGACGAAACCCGCUGAAUGCGAGGCUAUCUUGGCUGCCGGAAGACCUGCUGCAAAGGCCGUCACUUUUGCCUAAAGAAAAGCCCGGCAAACGCCUUUAUCCGAGGUUAAUUUCAGAAUAAAUAUACAAAAAAAAAAGUUUC